UCCAUCCAGAUCUCCGGGGAGACGCUGUCGGGGGCGGAGAUCCGGGACAUCUGCGAGAGCCUGCGGGAGAACUCGGUGCGGCUGCUGUCGCUGCGCGGCUGCCAGCUCUCCGAGCGGGACUUCGGGCACGUCUGCCGGGGGGCGGCCGAGUCCCGCUCCCUGGCCCAGCUCAACCUCAACCUGGGCAUCGUCUCCAACAUCAACCGCGUCAAGCAGCUGGCCGAGGCCCUGAAGACGAACCGCUCCGUCCAGUCCCUCUUCCUCCAUGGGAGUCCCCUGACAGAUGCAGGCUUGGCCCUCCUCAACCCUGCUCUCUCCAUCCACCCCUCGCUGGUGGCUCUGGAUCUAGGAGACUGCAUGCUGGGUGAUGAAGGCAUCAACCUUAUCUGUGGGCUCCUGCCGCCUGACGGGGCCAAGUCCGGCCUCAAAGAGCUAACGCUGAGCGCCAACCCAGGCGUCACAAGCAAAGGCUGGGGACGCCUGGCCAUUGCAGUGGCUCACAGCUCGCAGCUCCGCGUGCUGAACCUGGACUACAACCCUCUAGGUGACCAGGUAGCAGGGAUGCUUGCUGUCGCUGUGGCCUCCAGUCGAACCCUCGAAGUUCUGGACUUGGAGGGAACGGGACUUACCAACCAGUCAGCCCAGACCUUGUUGGACAUGGUAGAGAAUUACCCCACAGCCCUACGGACACUCAUCCUGGCGGAGAACAACAUUAGUCCCGAGCUGCAGCAGCAGAUCUCUGACCUGCUUUCAGAGGGUGAGGAAGAGGAGGAGACGGAGGCUCGUGAAGUCACAGCCAGGGAGAAGAACCCCUGGAUCUGCCAGAACAAUUCCAGCUCCCAGAUGGUCCUGAUGACGUCAGGUCUCGGUGACAGCCUCUUAGCAGAAACAGAAAUGUAGCUGGGCUACCCUGCCUGCUUCUGCCGAGAAGAGCACCGUGCCCGCUGGGGGAGCGUGCGUCCACCAGCCCCCCCCGGCCUCCGGUGGGCUGCCCCAGCCGUCUUCUCACACAUUUCACGUCCUGUUGAUGCCUCCCUCGGCUCUCUGAGUGCUGGAGCCUGGUCCGAGCGAAUCUCUACACACGUCUGUGUUGUCACGCACUCCGUCGGCCGCUUGUGAUUGUCCCGUCGCUGCAUGUGUAGCUCACGCUGCCCUGCCUCCCCCCCACGCCCGGCUGUUCCCGCGGGGCGCAGGCUGUAUUUAUUCAGAUGUGCAUAAGAGAUGUUCUUUCUAUUGCUUGUACUGCUGUUGCGAUGAGAGUUUUAUAAAGGUCACAGACGUGGCACCA
Messenger RNA from Nipponia nippon (crested ibis), 1288 nucleotides. It is a transcript of the gene LRRC73, whose product is annotated as leucine rich repeat containing 73. NCBI's taxonomy places the organism in Eukaryota, Metazoa, Chordata, Aves, Pelecaniformes, Threskiornithidae. The record is from RefSeq and is a predicted model, not a curated record. Gene Ontology annotation, molecular function: protein binding.